This is a messenger RNA of Sycon ciliatum, 1887 nucleotides long. RefSeq lists its product as uncharacterized. The coding region runs from base 452 to 1048 and encodes 198 amino acids. NCBI's taxonomy places the organism in Eukaryota, Metazoa, Porifera, Calcarea, Leucosolenida, Sycettidae. The record is from RefSeq and is a predicted model, not a curated record. Gene Ontology annotation, molecular function: oxidoreductase activity. The transcript has 4 exons.
CUGUUUUGUCUGUGUGUGCAUAAAAUCCUCGCAAAAUCUGCGCCAGCGACGUCGUUGAACUGCUGAAGUCAAGAGAGUGAGACUCUCUCUCUCGUCUCUGUCACAGCCUAGCGAUACCUGUAUAUCGUGGGAAUAUCUGUGUUACACUUCGUUGGAAACAAAAGGUUUGGUAACCUGGCUCAGAGAGAGACACCCAGGCCAAGCUUGGUCACAAACGCGUUGGAUCGAUCGGUGGAGUUGUCGAAACGUCGCAGUGGACUCGUCCUUAUAGCUUAGCAGAGCACCACCACUGGGGAACAAGAAAAGAAAGAAAAAAACAGGUCGGAGCAGGUCGCCGGGCGCAAUGGGCGAAGCAGGCGAAGAAGCGAGUUCACCGCUGAUCACCAUACACCUUCUCUCCGACACAUCAUGACCCUGGUGUUGGGUUGCUAAGCGUCACCUGGAGGCGGCCAUGGCUCAGCGCUGUGACCGCGCCGAGUUCCUGUUGAGCUGGCAACCGUACUUUCUCUUUGAAAGUGCGCCGGACGAGGGUAUGCCGUUCGUCGAGUGGAUGCGCAAUGUGGCCGGCGAAGAAGCGGCGGGCAAGGCUCAGCGGCGCGAGGGAACGCUCUUCGAACUCUGCGAUGAAAUGGGUUUGAACUUGGAUGCGGACAGGCGGCUGGGGAAUACCGUGUACUCACAUUGCCUUGUUGACUACGCUGGAAAGAUCAGCCCUGCAGUACAGACUGAGCUGGUUGAAGUGCUCUUUGAGGGUAACCUGGCCAAUGGAGAGCUCAUCAGUGAUAUCAAUUUCUUGUUGAGAUGUGCAGAAAAGGUGAACAUCGACAAGGAAGGUGCCUUGGCACACAUGCAAAACGCCGAGAUCCAGCAGCAAAUCAUUGCCGCGUACAAGCAGACCGUGCAAGAAAUCGGCGUGCCCAAGCUGCCGUUCACCAUCAUGACGUCCAAUCGAAAUCCCGAGCUCAAGCUGGCCUUCUCCGGGGAUAUGCCGCCGUCCACCAUGGCCGCGAUUUUCGACAAGUUGCUGGACAGCAGCACGGAGACCUAAGGACUCAAAUUCUCUUCUCGUGUGAGACUGUUGAUAGGGAUUGUGUUCUUUCUGUGGGCAGUCCGGCAUUGCCCAGUCGUGCAGGCUACGGGCAUCCACCGCGUUCAAGUUCCAGGCCCUCGACCCAGACGAAUGAUGCCAUCACCUUCAAGCUGCCCUGACCAGGCAGAGGGGUGUUGGCGGAUACCUCCGAUCUGUGUGUACGAGGGUCUGAACGUGUGUGCCGUGUUUGUGCCAAUCCUGCUCAGUGCCUUGCAGAGCAAUGGCCGUUGCCCUCUACUUUCGGGUACUUUGAUUUCCGCAUUCCACGCUCCAUUCAUAGCACUUUGAUUAGUCUGCCGUCUUAUACUCGUUUUCUCUCACAAUAGCGAAGAGGUCAAUGCCACCACCGACCUGCUUGCCAUGACAUUUGCAGAUGGGAGACACCUUGACUUAGCAAUGCAUGCAGAUGCGAGCGGCGAACAAGUCGCUCCCUCUGUUCAUAUACGCGCCUUUAUUCGUCCUUGAGGUGAUUCAGUUUCUAGUCCGGUGCCUGUAUUCAGUGGCACGAAGUAUGCGUAUUUGGGUUCUUUUCUCUAUCAGUGUCUACCACACGCGAUGCUGCCGAUGUGCCAUAAACUAGAAACCGGUGGUGUUCACUGCUCAGAUACGUGACUGUACUAGACUGUAGCACCGCCGUCAUGUGCCGCUUCUUACUUUGCGUUCGGUGUUGGCAUGCGCACUGCGCCUUAUUAGUCAUUGCUUGGCAACUCGCGUCUGGUCUUGAUUCUGAUAAAAUCCAUUUCUUGCAUAUUGUGCGUGAAGGAAAUAAAAAACAGCAAGUUGCUCUAUAAGUUUAA